This is a messenger RNA of Monascus purpureus, 681 nucleotides long. The record is from the annotation of a GenBank genome assembly. Lineage: Eukaryota; Fungi; Ascomycota; Eurotiomycetes; Eurotiales; Aspergillaceae.
AUGUCACUCCCUGUCACCGAAUUCGUCUACUUCAAGCUCAAACCAUCAGUUAAACCAGAAGACCCCACCAAUGAAGAAGGACAGCAAUUCAUAAAGACCCUGCAGGCAACGAAGAACCAGCUCGGCUAUGAGAGUUCUGCAUGGGGACGGACCCUAGAGGAUGACAGCGUCAUUGUCUGGGCUAUUGACUGGAACACAGCCCACGAUGGCGGCAGUCGCUCAAGCCUCCUAAUUCCCCUUCUUGUCCCGAACACUCAUAUAACCCACAUAGUUACAACCCUCAGCCCAUCACCAUCGACAACAGACACAUUCACCAAGAACCCCGUCACAGAGCUCUGCUGUCUCAACUUCGAUGCCGCCAUGUCACCGGACGAACACGCAGCCGUUGACGCUGCUCUCAUCGACUUCCGAAGCGCACUGGUAGAGAAACUUCCCGGUCUCCUUAAGCCGAAGUCGUGGAGUACGGGACAAGUUGAGCGACCGGGUUCUAGAGAACAUAGGCAUUCGCCUUCAGGGAAGGCGCGUAUGACUUUCCUUGCCGUUGGCUGGGAGAGUAAGGAGGUGCAUCUGGAGGCUAAGAAGGAGGAGGUGUUCAUCCAGGCUAUUACGCCAGUAAGGGAGAGGAUGCUGCCCUCUAUUCAUGAGACGGAUAUGAGGCACGUUGUUUUUCAGAAGGUUUGA